Messenger RNA from Cololabis saira (Pacific saury), 6141 nucleotides. RefSeq lists its product as uncharacterized. Lineage: Eukaryota; Metazoa; Chordata; Actinopteri; Beloniformes; Belonidae. Bases 1 to 2571 code for a protein of 856 amino acids. The transcript is spliced from 8 exons. The record is from RefSeq and is a predicted model, not a curated record.
AUGACUGAGCAGGCGAAGUCAACACUGUCCCUGCACCGUAAACCCGAACUGGGAAGCCUCGAUGCGUCCAGCCCCCGUGCGUCCAGCCCCCGUGCGUCCAGCCUCGGUGCGUCCAGCCCCCGUGCGUCCAGCCCCCGUGCGUCCAGCCCCCGUGCGUCCAGCCCCGGUGCAUCCAGCCUCCGUGCGUCCAGCCUCCGUGCGUCCAGCCCCGGUGCGUCCAGCCUCCGUGCAUCCCUCCCCGCUGGCCGCGCGGCUGCAGAGCUGCGGCGGGGGAGAGGAGCGGGGGAGAGGAGCGGGACGCGGCGCUGCGGCUGCCUGGAUAUGAUUUCGUUUUGGCUGCUGUGCUGGAAGCUGUUGAGAGCUACAGCUGGACUUACAAGGACAACACUUGAGCUCACAGAGGGCAGCCACGCCAGCAAAAACAACUUUUCCCCUCUUACACAGCCUGAGGAUUCAGUUACCAUGGAGAUCAGUUCAUCAUCCCCAUUGUCAGACCUGGAGAGACACAGCUGCACCAGUCAGGACGUGGAUGACCUCCAAGAACCAGAAGUUCCUGGAGAGGAAAACAAGGCCAUAGAGAAAGGUCAAAGGGCGACAAAUGAAUGUCACUAUCUUGUUUUUGACACUGGAGACCACAAGAGAAAAGACAUGGAACCAGGUGAAGGAGGAGAGCAGGAGGAAGUUUGUAUGAGAGGAGAAACUCAAGAAGAAAAUGAUAGGAGAUGUAAAGAUGAAGAGGAGGAAGAUGUGAUGAGAGCAACAGAAGAAGAUAAAGAAAAUGAAGGAGAUAUUGAAGAGCACAAUGUAGGGGAAGUAGAGAUGAAGAAUGGAGAUGGAGGAGAAAGAAAGGGUGACAAUUUAAAGAGAAGAGAAACAGAGGAAGAACGUGAACAGAGACAACGCAUAAAGGAAUGCAACAAAUGGGUAACAGAAAUGCUGGGGGAGAUGAAACGAGAUAAUCUACCAGAACUCAUUGCCACAGAAAUGACAGAAUGCACAUCAUCGGAUUCCUCAGAUGGUCCAGAGGUCACGUCCUUGGAGGUCCAUCAACACGACCCUGGCACCAGAGAUGACCUCAGUGACAGCCACCUUAGUGAUUGCCUCCAAGCAGAGCUGGCUAUGAUAUCCUCGGACAGCGAUGUGGGUGAGGAGCAGUGGGCCAUCUCAGGAUCCUGUGAUGUCACCGGUGAGGCACGGAGAGGGGAAGUCAUCUCUGAUGGAACAUGCAAUACUAAGAGAAAGAUGGAGAGUACAGCAAAAGAGGAGGUAGAGCAGGAAAGUGGAGCCCUGGAACAGAAGGAGGAGAUAGAGGAUAGAGGGACAAGCAGGGAAGAUGAUGAAAAUCAGAGAUCAAAGAAAGAUGUUUUCCUCCUGUCUCCUUCAGUCAACUACACAGCUGGCUCAAGUGACUCUGACAAGAAGAUUCCUCAAGAUUUCUGUGUGCUAGAAGAAACUCUCAGUGAAAAUGUCUCCACUGAGCAUGUGGACUUUCUGUUGGCUUGCCAGCAGUGGAAGAAGAUGGAAGAGGAGGUCAAAGGUCAGCCCAUUCCCAAACCAGAGCUGAGAGCUGGGGGAAGUUUCCAAGGCACCCACUCUUCAUUAUACCCCCCGACUCGAAGCCCACGCAUCAAACACAGGGAAUUCCCUCUGUCCUCCACCUUGUCGCCUAGUUCAGAAGAAUCAGGCUUGGAUGAAUUCUUUUACCGCAGCGCCCUGGAGGAGUCAGAGAGUGCCAUUGAAAGAGAGAUCCGACUGACUCUAGAGAGAGAAGAACAGCAUCGCAGGGAGAGGGGGAUGAUAGCGCAGGGCCGGACUGUAACCAGACCGUGCAGCCUGCAGACGGGAAGAUCUCCCCCAAGACCUCCAGCUUGCCGCACCCCUACUCUGUCCUUCUCACAAUCCCCUUCCUGUUCCUCCAGCCUCCCCAGAUCAGUGUAUCAUGAAAUGACAGCAAAUAACGUUAUUAUCCUGGAGCCCGACUCUUCUAACUCUAUCUCCAGAAGCCGGCUCCGCUCAUCUGGCAUAGGUGGCUUUUCCUAUUGGCCUGGUAGCCUUGAUGUGGUUCCCUCUGCUAACGUUAUUGUUGUGGAAACCUCCAAUCUGAUCAUUCGCAGUGCUUCUGAGUUCUGCCUCAGCUCUGCACCAGUGUCUGUGGAAACACAAGAAAGCACUUUCACAUCCAACCCUUUUUACAAGCUACGCUCCAUCAGCAGUCAGUCACUGGUGGAACAAGAGAUCAGGAUGGUGAGGCAGAGGGAGGAGGAAUGGAGGAGGCAGAGAGAAGACAUGUGGAGGAAGAAAAGAGAGGAACAGUGGAAGAUGGGGCAAGAAAGGUACGAUACUGUGCUGGUGUCCCCAGGCCUGAACGAAAACAUCAGUUUAAAUGUGUCUGAGGUUCCAGACAGAUGUGUCUCCUCGCCUUCGUCCCCAUCCAGGGCCCGCAAAAUGGAACAAUCCAAUUUCACUCGUGGCCACAAGUUUCCUCCUUUCCUCUCUGCAGUGUUUCAUCAGCAGAACGCCAUGGCGCAGCGGUGGGAGGCCUCACUAAUAACCAAUCAGAAGAAGGACUAAGCGGCAACAGCACUCAACUAACUAUUUUAGAAGCUGAAAAUCCUUCUAAAUCAGUUUUUCGCCAUGUUCUGUCCAAAAAAACUUGAGCACUCAAAUGUCAUCAGGAAAUAUCAGUUUCAGGCCACGUUUACACAUAGCCGGGUAUUUACAAAAACGGAUAUUUCCCCCUCUACGUUUUGAAAAAUACCAUCAUUUACAUGAACCCGCAUAAAUAGCUGUUAAGGUUCUAUGAGCAGCCAAACCUACAGGGGGCAGUGUAACGAGAAGAUAAAGUCAUGCUAGCCAAUCAGAAUCCUGGAAAAAAACAUCAACAAAUGACACGAGUAACUUCCAGUUACUUCCAAGAUGAACCAGAGUCUUUCGUUUGGAAUGACAGAGAAGUGGUGUUACUUUUAAGUGUGACUUUAGAAUAUAAAACAGGUAAAAUACAAGAAAAUAUUGACGGUGGUCAAACAAAUUGUAAACACAGGUGUCACUCAUGACGCUGGUGACGUUUCUGUCUCAUAAUGUGACGUUCUGAAGCCUAAAUGUCCGUUUCCCUCCGUUUACAAGCAAACGUGAAGACGAAGUUUUUGCAAAUCUCCACUCUGGCCGGAGUUUUCAGAAAUUAUCGUUUUUAGUGACUUUGAGCUUUGUUUUUGUGUAAACGAACUGCCAAAACGCAUGAAAACAUCACCGUUUUUGCUACGUGUAAACGGGGCCUCAGUUAGCUACAGGUUAGAGCCCGAAAUAAGUGAGAUCAUUUCUGCCAUAUCCUCUGAUGAGGAGAUUUGUCUUUCAUUAAACUAAAGAUUUAAGAAAUUUAGCUUUGUGGUUUUCUAAAUUUAGAAGCUCAUAAUCCUCUUUUGAAUGAUGCUUCAAAUAUUACGACACAUUGGAACUUACUGUGUCCUCCCAUUUUCACUUGAUUUAAUUUAUUUUCUGGCUCACACAUUUUCACAGUCAUAAACCUGUACAUGUAUUAUUAUAUCUGCAUCACCAUUAUUAACUUUAGAUGUCCCAUGUAUACUUUGGACCAUGAACCAUGGAUGUUUUUUUCCCCUAACAAAUAAAAUAUAAACAAGCAUUUUAAUUUGUAUGCAUUUAAGAAUUAUGGUACAAGUAGAACUUUAUAUCUUUAUUGGUUAUUAUGUAUGAUGAACUGUAAUGUAUUGUGAUUUUCAAUUUGUUUUCUAGGUGGGCACUUUUUAAUUUAAGAUUUUAGUCUACCACAUCCAAGCAACAACUUUAAUGUUUGCUUUUUAAAACUGUAGCUACGUAUGUUGGGAUUUGAGAACCUAGAGUCGGUGCAAGACUAAAGUUUAGAGCAAAGAGAAGUACAGUUAGUUGUAUUCUUUUCAAACUAGGACUCAUAUAUUUUAAGUAAGCCUUCCCAAACUUUGAACAUCACUGCUUUUGUGAUGAAACAAGUUUGUAUGUCCCAAGUUUCCCAGGAUUUCCCAGGGUUGCCAAGCCAUCAUGCCUAGUACCUGUUGAGUCAUACUUGAUAGAGUGAAAGUUUGCUUUGUCGAAGUCUAUAUAAAGGGAGUUUCUUUUGAAGAUAUUUAAAUCUCAAUGCUGCAAGAACUGCUAGUUUCCAUUUGAUCCUUUUUUGCCAUGGAAUGCAAGAUGUAUGAAACAGUUUGUGGGCAUUUUUGAUUCAGUCACCUUGCUAGCAGAACACCAUCGUGCAAGCCUGUUUCAGUUGAACAGCAAAAUAAUACGGGUCUGCUUGUUUAAGCUCAGUUGACACGUUUGCAGUAAAGUUACACCGUAGCUACUCGAUUCAAUUCAAAUAACUUUAUUAAUCCCAGAAGAGAAAUUGAUUACAGCAUAGUGAAAUUUAACAAUCUCUCUCCAAAUGUAACUAUGCAUCACGUUGACGCAAACUGCAAGUAAUGUGAUUGUUCCUGUUGAUAGCAUCGAUACUUAUGUAUUUCCUACAACUACUUCUUUGCUGCUAUUUUCAAAACAGACGGGGAGAUAGAGCAGAUUCAUGAGCAACUUAUUGAAGAAGUCAAAAGUAUGUCAUCUCCUCACUACAAAAAAAGCCUGAAAGCUCUCAAUUCCUUUCUUCCUUGCUGUGAUUUCAUUAAAAUUUUCUGCUGUUCAACUUUUAUGAGCUCCAAUUCACACACAAUCUGCUGUAUUGCCCCCAUUUUUGAUGAAUGAAAAAAGAAGCAAUAGCUGAAGUGAAGUCAUGUUUAUUCACAUGAUUCCAUCUCAGAAAACUUAAGUACUGCAUUAAUAAUAAUAAUAAUAAUAAUAAUAAUAAUACCUUUCAGGGCACUCAAGGUUGCCGUACAAAAGGAGAAUAAAAAUAAUCAAUAAAAACAUGGCAAUCCAUCAAAAACAUAACAAAGUACAAUACAUAAAACAACAGUAAAGUGCAAUAUUGAGGUCAUUCCAGUCCCAAUAUUAUUGUGAGUAUGCCAGUCUGAAGAGGUGAGUUUUAAGGCGGGAUUUGAAGGUGAUGACAGAGUCUGACAGAUGAAUGUGGCAGUGAGUUCCAGAGGCGGGGGGGCGAGCGGCCGAAGGGGCCGAGCGGCCGAAGGCCCUCGACCCCAUGGUGGAUAGGCGAGUAGAUGGGAGGGUGAGUUGGAUAGAAGAGGAGGACCUGAGAGAACGGGUGGGGAUGUUAAUAUGAAGGAGCUCAGCAAGAUACUGUGGGGCUGGUUGUUGAUGGCCUUGAAGGUGAGAAGAAGAAUUUUAAAAGUGAUGUGGUAUUUAAUUGGAAGUCAAUGGAGCUGGUGGUGUUAUAUGACUGGAAGAGGGGGUUCUGGAAAUUAUUCUGGCGGCGGAGUUUUGGACAAGUAUCAGUUUAUGGAUGGAUUUGUCAGGUAAACCAAAAAGCCGGGAAUUACAAUAAUCAAGACGGGAUGCAAACAGGGUGUGGACCAGGAUAGCAGUACUGUUGGGUGUGAGGGAUGGACGGAGGCGUGAGAUAUUAUGUAGAUGGAAGUAGGCUGAGCGGGUGACAUUAUUAAUGUAGGACUGAAAUGAUAAUGUACUGUCAAGGAUGACAAUCUAUGCUAAUGUGUGAAAGAAAAUGAAAGAAUAUCAGAAAACAAAAUUUAUUUGGAAAAUAUUCUAGAUUUCCUUGUGAUAGCCCUUUAAAAUGAGCUGCUACUGUUUGUGACACAUUAUCUUCGCUUUGAAAGCAUAUACAUGGCACAUUAUAAUCAGAUGUAAGCUUUUCUUGGAUUGACGCAGCCUUUGAUUGUCUUUGGAACCUGACAAUCUAAUUAUAAAAUUAAAUGAGGACUUUUUUCCCCCCAGUUUUUUAAAUCUCAUUUUCUUUUAUAGAAGACGUCACACACACACACACACACACACACACACACACACACACACACACACACACACACACACACACACACACACACACACACACACACACACACUGUAUUAGUGUUAUGAUAUAGAGUAUUUACAAUGUGAUGUAUGAAAUGUUUUCCAUGUCAUAGUGAUUUACUUUCUGGUGUGGUAUGUGUCAAUAUUUGUACGAGUGAGCUUAUGUCAGUUCUCUUUUUUUUCUGCAUUAACUUCAGAUUGGUUUUUGCACUGUUGUUCCAGAAUACUCUUUUUUGG